This is a messenger RNA of Epinephelus moara (kelp grouper), 2635 nucleotides long. Its product is annotated as calphotin-like. NCBI's taxonomy places the organism in Eukaryota, Metazoa, Chordata, Actinopteri, Perciformes, Serranidae. The record is from RefSeq and is a predicted model, not a curated record. The transcript has 12 exons. Bases 116 to 1681 code for a protein of 521 amino acids.
CAAAGGUAACACAGAGACCGGGGGCUCUAUAAAGAUCCACUUUGGUCACGCAGCUUCUUUGCUCGUUUCAUUUCUUCGGUCUUCCUCGUUUUUCCAUCACCACACACACGCCAAAAUGCCCAGCAGGAGGAAGAAGAACAAGCGUCGCAUGAGGAAGGUGCAGGCCCAGAGGAGAGCCCUCGAGGAGCAGCAUGCAGCCAACCCCCCAGUCAAAGCAAGUCCCGGGAUCGCAGUGUGUGCGCCCCCUGCAGCAGCCCCAAAGAAAGCAGCUCCAGCACCAGUUGCAGCUCCAGCUCCAGCACCAGCACCAGCACCAGUUGCAGCUCCAGCACCAGCACCAGUUGCAGCUCCAGCACCAGCACCAGUUGCAGCUCCAGCACCAGUUCCAGAAAAGAUCCCAGAGGUCGUCCCCGUUGCUGUCCCUGUUGUGCCGACCCCCGUAGUAGAACCAGAACCUGUCGUGCAAGAGCCCAUCGUAGAGCCCGUCCCAGUCGAGGCAGCGGCGCCAGAGCCUGAGGCAGCGGCGCCAGAGCCUGAGGCUGUGGUGCUGGAACAGACUCCUGCAGAAGUUGAGGUUGAAGUCCCAGCCCCAAUCACUGAAGAAGCACCUGUCGUUGAGACUCCACCUGAGGAGCCCUCCAUAGUCGAAGCUGCUAUAGAACAGGAGGCUGAACAUAUCAUUCCUGAAACAGAACCAGUAACAGAGGUUGAACCUCCAGCUGAGACUCCAGCGGCGGCCCCUGUUGAGCCUGAGAUUCAGACAGAAGAGCCUACAAUCAUAACCACAGAGACUGAACAGACGCUUGACGUCUGCGAGCCAGAGACUGAAGUGAAGACCGAAGAAGCAGUCGCCGAGGUUGAGGUGGAAGUGUCGGUCACAGACGGUGUCGCCGCACCAGAGCCUGUAACCGAAGCUGCUGAAGAACCAGUGGUAGAAGCACCCACGAGUGACCAAGUUCCUGCUGAAGCAGAAUCUGCGACACAGGAAGUGGUUGCAGAAAUAGUUGUGGAACCAGUGGAGGAGGACAUUGCAGAGAUACCUGAGCCACAGCAGGUGACUGAAGCUGUCGUCAGUCUUGCAGCUCCAGUGGAGAGUGAAGAUGACGAAGCUGAAAUAGAAGUGUUGGCUGAAGAAGAUGCACCUGAAGUCCCGGCUGAGCCCGUUGCAGUCACAGAGGAUGCUCCUGCCGAAUGCGUGGAACUCCCAGAGUUUGUGUUGUCCCACCAGGUCCCAGUCAUCAUCCCUGUGGCUCCGGUAGAAGAGAUUCCUGACACCCAGGACAUUGCUGACAGCCUGGUUGAUGACUUUGUUGUCACAGAAUCCGUCUCAGCCGUGGAGGACGCCAUUGCUGAGUCUGCCGCUGUCCAGCCGGAAAUUGAGGAAGUGAGUGACACCCUCAACAUCCAGUCAGAACCUGUUGAUGUGAUGCCAGCUGAGCCUGAGCCUGUUGAUGUGAUGCCAGCUGAGCCUGUUGCUGCCCCUGCAGAAGAAAUGGUCAUUGACGCCACUCCUGAGCAGACAUGUUUGGAUGUGCUGUCAGAAGAGCCUAAGCCAGAAAUUUGUGCCAUGCCAUGUCAGAUGCAGCUCGCUGUGGAGUCUGUGCAACUCAGCUCAAUGGAGAUGACAGUGGAACCAUCGCUGAAUGGACACAUUGUUCCAGAGGUCUCUAUUGAGGGCUAGAUGCACAUCACGCAGCUUCGAAGACCUUCUUUUUGUCUAUUCCCCUUUGGCCAUUUGGAGGACUCAAAGUUUUACAGCUGACCGUGUUCAUAUUUUAGGGCUUACGCCAGGAAAUCGAAGGGACAUCCACACUUUGAAGUGCCUUUCCGGCCCUGGUUCCUGUCAAAACACCAAACCAGAUGCCAACAUGCCAAAACCCGCUGCAUUCAUGGCAGCAGAACAGACUGUUUGUCAUAAGUGUGCAGAAAUGGAAACCUGUUGUGGCUCGUUUUUUUUAAAAUCCGUAAUUCUUCCUGGAACGCGUGCAGUGAGUUUGCAUUAAUGGUGGACGCAGAGGUGCUUGAGAGAUGGAGAUUUCUUUAAUAAAUAAAUGGCAGUGCCUGAUGUUUCUUAGCAUGUUCAUCUCUCCAGCACAUUGGCUUCCACACUGCAAACACUCACUGCACGUGAAAACUGUAGCGUCGACGACUGUGGCUAUAGUUGUACUCGGACCUGUAUUCAUAAGGGUGGGAGGGUCGAUUUUUGUUUUUUUUUCGUUUUUUUUCUUUGUUUGUUUCACAUUUCAAAUGCGCUUUUUACACUCAAAGAGGUGCAUCUACAAACUUCCCCCAGCCUCCAUUUCUGUCCUCGUCUCUGUCCUGCAGUUCUCCUCUCUGCCUCAACUAAGUGCCAAAGCUAAGGCUAGUGUGACAUUUGAACACAGAGUUUUAGAGCUUAAUGGCCACUUGAAAAUGACAGUUGGAGGGGAUGAGCUGAGAGGUCACUCUUUAUUUUUUUUCUCCUUCACUUUUUUAUUUCAUUUUGUAUAGACCGAAUCAUGUGCUACAGUUUUGUGUUCAAAGUCUGUGAUCUGGAGGGGCAAUGUAAUGUGAUCUGGUGAUGGGGGGGUCACUGUUUGGCUGGUGUCGUGCUGACUUGGUCCACCUUUGGAAAUAAAGCUGUAACUCAUUGUAA